ACUUCUUCAUCUUCUUCCUCUUCUUUAUCUUUAGAGCGACACAGACCAUAUUGUCCACUCAGCUGCAAGGUUUUGUAACGGUUGGUAGAGGGCAUUGUUGUCAUUCUGCACCGCUUGAAAACAACAGCUGAGAGCAACUGGCCAGCGGUGUUUGAGACUUGAAAGAGAAAACAAAGAUGUCAUGUCUCUCAGUUUUUACACUAAACUUGUUUUACUCACUCAGCCAUAGAGCUAACAUUAGCAAAAUCAGCUUUAAAAUGAAGAUAUAAUCAUUUUCUUUGCUUUUUCACUUCCUCACCAAUGCCUCUCUCUCUCAUCAACUCUUUCUUUUCUUUGAUUUUACUCUAUAGUUUUCUCUUUAAUUUUUGAGUUUUUGUUUCAUUUUCUGAGCUAUCUUCUUCACAAUUCAUUACUCAUUUGAGAAAAUCCUAUAAUGGAAACUGGUUCGAGCUCAGAUUCUGUUGGCAAGUUGGAGCUACAGAGAGAAAGAGCUACCGCUAACACGAAACUCGGCUCUACACUGCCGAAGAUCGAGCCAUUUGUGUCAAGAACUCAUAAUCCAAGAGAGCUGAAAUCUUGGGCUAAGAGAACUGGCUUUGUCUCCACUUUCUCUAGUGAAACCACUACAAGCAACAGCGAAAAGUUUGAUAGCAGCACUGGCUUUGACUUGGAGAGGGGUCUUCACCAUCAUAAGAACGGUGGGUCGUCCCCAAAAAUCGAGAUCGACCCGAUUCUUGGCCGGACCAGGCCUGCUAGAGGCUCAGAAAUUGAACCUGCUUCGGGUUCAGCUUCUAGGUCAGGCAAUGAGUUCAGGAAUGGAAAUGGUAGGAGCUUGGGAUUGAGAGAUGAGAAGAAGAGGAGGAGAAUAGGAGAUGAAUCUGUUGUGGGAGUUAAGGAUGGGGAAAGGAAAGUUGGAUUAAAUGGAAAUGGAAUUGGAAUUGGCAAUGUUAAUGUGAAUGGCAGUGGCGCCAGGAAUGAGAGUGUAAAUGGUACUGUAAAUGAAAUCCCGGCAACUACUCCGCCUAUGGAGCCAAAGAAAGAAGAAGAAAAUGCUGGAACUGAUAUUGGAAUUGAGAUGUAUCCGGGUGGGGAUGAUCCUGAUACUGGAGGGUGGCACAGACACAGUGGAAUGAGACUUGGUUUGAGAGAUAAUCCUGGUUUUGUGUCACUAAUGUAUUAUGCCCUGCAACACUAUUUAUCAUUGGCUGGCUCACUGAUUUUCAUCCCCUUGAUCAUUGUACCAGCCAUGGGGGGGACAGAUAAAGACACUGCUACAGUGAUUUCUACAAUGUUGCUGCUCUCUGGCAUUACAACAAUAUUGCAUUCCUACUUUGGUACCCGACUUCCAUUAGUUCAAGGGAGUUCAUUUGUGUAUUUGGCACCGGCAUUAGUUAUCAUGAAUGCACGGGAGUACCGGAAUCUCUCAGAACAUAAAUUCAGACACAUAAUGAGGGAGAUCCAGGGGGCUAUAAUUAUUGGUUCAAUAUUCCAAAGCAUAUUGGGAUUCACUGGUUUAAUGUCCCUUCUUCUAAGAUUGAUUAAUCCAGUUGUGGUUGCACCAACUGUCGCUGCAGUAGGUUUAGCAUUUUUUAGCUAUGGUUUUCCCCAAGCUGGUAGUUGCGUGGAAGUUAGUGUUCCUCUGAUACUAUUGGUUCUUAUAUUCUCCCUGUAUCUUCGAGGAUUAUCUAUCUUUGGACAUCGCUUGUUCCAAAUUUAUGCGGUCCCCCUGAGUAUCAUGAUCAUAUGGACAUAUGCAUUCUUUCUGACUGCUGGUGGAGCAUAUGAUUAUAAAGGAUGCAGCCCUGACAUACCAAGUUCAAAUAUUUUACUCGAUUCAUGUAGAAGGCAUGCAUAUACGAUGCAGCAUUGCAGGACUGAUGUUUCUAAUGCAUGGAGAACUUCUGCAUGGGUCAGAAUUCCCUACCCUUUACAAUGGGGCGUCCCCAUCUUCCAUCUAAGGACUUCCAUGAUCAUGAUAAUUGUGUCACUGGUUGCAUCAGUGGAUUCGGUUGGAACAUAUCACUCUACUUCCUUACUAAUUAACUCAAAGCCUCCAACUCCAGGAAUUGUCAGCAGAGGAAUUGCACUGGAGGGCUUCUGCAGUAUACUGGCUGGACUUUGGGGUUCAAGUACUGGUUCAACGACCUUAACAGAAAAUAUGCAUACCAUCAACAUAACAAAGGUGGCCAAUCGGAGGGCUGUGGUUCUUGGAGCAGUUUUCUUGAUCCUCUUCUCAUUUGUAGGAAAAGUGGGUGCUAUUCUUGCUUCUAUACCACUUUCAUUGGCUGCUUCCAUACUUUGCUUCAUGUGGGGCCUUAUUGUGGCAUUGGGUCUCUCAACUUUGCAGUAUGGUCAAACAUCAAGUUUUAGGAACAUCGCAAUAGUAGGUGUUUCAUUGUUCCUUGGUUUGUCAAUUCCUGCCUAUUUUCAGCAGUAUCAACCUGAAUCUAGCUUGAUACUGCCAAGUUAUUUUGUGCCUUAUGGGGCAGCUUCAAAUGGACCAGUCCACACUAGCAGUAAACAAUUUGAUUUUGCGAUAAAUGCACUUAUGUCCAUGAGCAUGGUGGUGACUCUCUUGAUAGCAUUUGUACUUGAUAAUACAGUCCCUGGUACCCGACAAGAAAGGGGGGUGUAUAUAUGGUCAAAUCCUGAAGACUUGGCUACUGAUCCAUCUAUAUAUGCAGAUUAUUCCCUUCCUACAAAAGUUUCACGGUUCUUCUGUUGGUCAAGAUGUUUGCGUACAUAAUAUACGGUUUUUCAGGAAUUUACUUUGCUAUAUGACCUUUAGCAGACUACAGUAUGCUUAUGAGUAGUUGUGAAGUUCCUAGGUUGAGAUACUGUUUGCUAUAUGACCUUUAGCAAACAUAGUGUCAGUAAUAUAUUCAUCUUUACUACACGAACUCGACAAAUUUCAUACAUUACUGAACUAAUGACAUUGUAUUUUGUCAUAGAAAAUAACAUGGUUGAAUUCACAUCA
This is a messenger RNA of Hevea brasiliensis (rubber tree), 2977 nucleotides long. Its product is annotated as nucleobase-ascorbate transporter 11. Bases 434 to 2746 code for a protein of 770 amino acids. The transcript has 10 exons. Lineage: Eukaryota; Viridiplantae; Streptophyta; Magnoliopsida; Malpighiales; Euphorbiaceae. Gene Ontology annotation, cellular component: plasma membrane. Gene Ontology annotation, biological process: transmembrane transport. Gene Ontology annotation, molecular function: transmembrane transporter activity. The record is from RefSeq and is a predicted model, not a curated record.